Cucumis melo (muskmelon) is the source of this 1490-nucleotide messenger RNA. Its product is annotated as zinc finger protein WIP2-like. The coding region runs from base 179 to 1246 and encodes 355 amino acids. Gene Ontology annotation, molecular function: DNA-binding transcription factor activity. Gene Ontology annotation, biological process: anatomical structure development; regulation of gene expression. Gene Ontology annotation, cellular component: nucleus. Lineage: Eukaryota; Viridiplantae; Streptophyta; Magnoliopsida; Cucurbitales; Cucurbitaceae. The record is from RefSeq and is a predicted model, not a curated record. The transcript is spliced from 2 exons.
CCACCAUCCACUUCCUUUAGUCAUCUUCUUCUCUUUACAAAACCACUUCCUCUCUAAAUCUCUCUCUAUAAAAAGCACUUCCUCCAUUAAAAGCCACAUCUCCCCCACAAAAAAAAAAAAAAAAAAUCCCCCCUUCCCCCUUCCCCCUUCCUUCUUCUAAUAGAUCCCCUUUUUCCCCAUGGAUGACCCUUCCACUAACUUCUUCUUCACAAAUCUCUUCAAAUUCAACUCUCCAACCACUACCAGUUUCCACCCUUCUUCUUCUUCUUCUUCAGACCCUCUUCUUCCUCCUCCUCUACCUCAGCCUAAUUUCUUCCCCACUUUCCACCACGCGCCGCCGCCACCACCAUCAUCACCGCCGCUCCGCCAAGCUCUCCCUCUCCUUAGGCUAAGCCCCACGAGAUCAUCAUCACAAGAAAAAAACAACAACAUUAAGGAAUUAGAUGACGAAAAGGAGGAAACUUUAAUGAGAGUUGCACUUCAUAUAGGGUUACCAAGCCCUAGAGAUCAAGAAAUAGAAGAUGAAGAAGAAGAAGAUCAAGAAAUAGAAUAUGAAGAAGAAGAAGAAUUAGAAGAUUUAGAAGAAGAAGAAGAAGAAGAAGUAGCAAUUUCAGGGUUAUGUUUGAGUAAUAGUAGACUUAAUAAAGGACAAUAUUGGAUCCCAACUCCUUCACAAAUCCUCAUUGGACCUACACAAUUCUCUUGUCCUGUUUGUUACAAAACCUUCAAUAGAUAUAACAACAUGCAGAUGCACAUGUGGGGGCAUGGGUCACAAUACAGGAGAGGACCAGAAUCGUUAAGAGGAACACAACCAACAGGGAUGCUAAGGCUGCCAUGUUAUUGCUGUUCACCAGGUUGUCGCAAUAACAUUGACCAUCCAAGAGCAAAGCCAUUAAAAGACUUUAGAACACUUCAAACUCAUUAUAAACGCAAGCAUGGAAUCAAGCCUUUUAUGUGUAGGAAAUGUGGGAAAGCCUUUGCUGUUAGAGGAGAUUGGAGAACUCAUGAGAAGAAUUGUGGAAAGCUUUGGUAUUGCAUUUGUGGCUCUGAUUUUAAGCACAAAAGAUCACUUAAAGACCAUAUCAAAGCCUUUGGUAAUGGUCAUGCUGCUUAUAAUCAUAGUAAUAAUAAUAAUAAUAAUAAUAAUCCUGAUCUUCAUCUUCAUCGUCUUCAUCAUCGACGUCAACGGUUCGAUAACGAAGAGGAUGAUCAUGCUUAUUCUGAAGUUGAGCAAGAUCAUGAUUGAUUUUGAUCCAUUUCUUCUAAUCAGGGUCAUUGGGUUAUUAUUAGUAUGUUCUUCUAUAUAUAUAUAUAUGGGGUUUUAGGGAACUAUAUUCUUAUCUAUAUAUAUAUAUAUAUAUUAUAUGUUACAAAAUCCAGGGUUUUUCUUUUUCUUUUUUUCCUUUCAAGCUAUUUUAGCAGCCAAAGCUUUUUUGUAUAUUGAAUUUGCCAUUUUUAAUCAAACUCUCUUGGUGGUUAUGGCUUUCAAA